CCCCAUCUCAAUAUAUGGCUCUGUUGUCCACUGCCGGAACCAUCGGCUGCUGUUCGCGCGACACCGGGAGGAAUUGGAGGUUGCGCUGUAUGUAUACAUGAAAACCACUAAUGCGAGACGUUAGCUGGUCUGCAGGAUGUCUUCAGUGAUUCCACAAGGGUUUCAGAGCAGCAAACAGGACUUCCGGUUCGGCCCGUGGACCGUCACCGCCGUCAGGACUCACAUCAUGAAGUCCAAAGAUAUCGAGAGGCUGGCGGAGACGAUGCACAUGCCGGCUCUGCCAGAGAUGCUGUUCGGGGAGAACGUGUUGCGCAUUCAGCACAGCGACGGCUUCGGGAUCGAGUUCAACGCCAUCGACGCGCUCAAACGUGUCAACAACAUGCAGGACUCUGUGAAGGUGGCCUGUGCCCAGGAGUGGCAGGACAGCAGGGCCGACUCAGAGCAUUCGAAGGACGUGGUGAAGCGCUACGAUUGGACUUACACAACCGACUACAGAGGGACUUUACUGGGAGAGCACAUGCAGAUGAAGGUGAUGCCGACCACCGACCGCAUCGACAUGGAGAAGCUGAAGGCGCGAGAACAGAUCCAGUUCUUCGAGGAAGUGCUGCUGUUCGAGGACGAGCUGCAUGAUCACGGAGUGUCUAUGAUCAGUGUCAAAAUCAGAGUGAUGCCCACCAGCUUCUUCCUCCUGCUGCGGUUCUUUCUGCGAGUGGAUGGAGUGAUGAUCAGGAUCAACGACACCCGUCUUUAUCACGAGGCUGGAAGAAACCACAUGCUUCGAGAAUUCAGCACACGUGAAAGUAAAAUACCAGAUCUUCAGCACAUUCCUCCUGCGCUUUACACAGACCCCAACGAGAUCGCGCAGCAUUUACCCCUGAAACUCACCGAGUGUGAGAAGCUGCAGCUCCCGGAGACGCCGGCGGGAACAUCACAGUCUCCACUGCGGCGGGAGUGAACACCGGAAGUAAAGACUCGUUCACCCUCGCUAUGAUCACAUCUGAAACUGUCCUGUAGAGUCUCAUCCUGUAACUUUCAUGAGGUGCAGAAUGUCUGCUUUGUAAUGUAAUGCUUGUUUGAUCUGUUUGUCAUUGGAGAAGAUUUUAUUAAAACGCUUUAAAUGAUUUCACUGGAUUGAGAAAAUAUGAUGAAUAUGAAAAUGAAAAUUCUCGAUGUUAUGAGAAAUGAAAAAGAAUGACUUAAAGCUCGUAUUACUAAGGAGGAACACCUAAUGCUGAACCCUGUUGGAGAAGCUCGAUGAGUUAUGCUUUCAGAAGUAUUCUCAUCCUAGGGCCUCAUAUACUGAUCCUUUUGCCAAAGCGUAUACAUCCAACGCACAUGGCCCCCUUUAGCGUCAAUAUAACACGCUUUGGUUAUGGGUAGGUUUAGACCACUAGGAGGCGCAAUAUAUAUCUGCGUCUCAUAUUGACGCUAAAGGGUGUGUUGGAUGCAUAGCUGUCAACCCUCCUGUUUUUUCCGGGUUUCUCACGUAUUUUAGCUCUUUUCCCGCUGUCUUCCCGUUUUAGUAUUUUCCUGUAAAAUAUCCUGUAUUUUUACGCUCUGAUUGUGUGAGACGUACAAGCUCGGACAGAUUCAUCCUCGGAUGCAGCGCCGCGCGCACUGUUAAGGCCGGAGACACACUGCCUGCGUGACACUCCAGAAAACGUGUGCAUGCUAGAAAUAGAACUGACCCCUAUUUUUCACGUAGGGGAAAAAUGUGUUCAAGUGUGUUGAAAGAGUUUCCACGCAAAAAA
Messenger RNA from Pimephales promelas (fathead minnow), 1751 nucleotides. It is a transcript of the gene tiprl, whose product is annotated as TIP41, TOR signaling pathway regulator-like (S. cerevisiae). Gene Ontology annotation, cellular component: cytosol. Lineage: Eukaryota; Metazoa; Chordata; Actinopteri; Cypriniformes; Leuciscidae. Gene Ontology annotation, biological process: TOR signaling. The record is from RefSeq and is a predicted model, not a curated record.